AUAAAAGAUGGGCGCCGAUACAUGUCAUUCCCACGUCUCCCCCACCGGUUCUGCCUCGCUUCCUGUGCUUCCCACCAUUUCUUUUCUAGAUUCCUCCAUUUCUGAACGAAACUUCUAAACACAACCACCACACCUCCGACUCAUUUCAGAUUGUUCGCAACCGAUCCUUCCACCGUCUUCCUUUUCAUCCGAUACAACGGGUUCAACCUAUAUGAUUACUAGGAAACAAGCACAAUGAAGCUAAGCAAUUGCCUCGCAAGAUAAAGCAAAAAACGGGAAGAUAUCGAAGGUGUUCGACGAAAUGUCUACAAGAAAAGGGUUUGCAUAUCAGCCCCUACCAUAGGAGCAUGAUUGAUGGUAGUAGGAAAGGUUAAUCUAUUGCAGACUACAAACACGCAGUUGAUGGUCUUCAAACACUCAUCUCCUCAACAUGGGUGCUUCAACGUUCCAUCAUUACAUCUACUUCAAGAUCCUUCUUCUCCAUCUAUGUGUGAAUGCUGUUUUAAGGUUGCUACAAGUUACACUUCUAGUAUAAAGUCUAUCCAUAUUUACAAAAUUCAUGCAACAAUUGUUGACCCAACAACCGAAGUAUCUGUCAUGUUAUCUGAUAACACGGUUCACAAGAUAAUCGGAUUCCAUGUGAUGCACUGAUCAAUUGCUAUCGCUUCACUCAUAGGCACUCUUCCAACAAUUCUAGAUGAAUACAAAUCUCAGACAUACAACUUCCCAAAUGACAUCAGCACAUCAAACCCAUCCAAACACCUAUCUUAUCCGACGUAAUCAUGUUAUCGGAUUAGUUCACCAUAUUAUGAUAGUUACUUGAUAAGGAAGACAGCAACAAGCAGCUAUGUUUAAAAGUUGUGUUAACAAAUCAAAGGUGUAUAUAAACACCUGUUUUCCAC
Molecule: messenger RNA, 902 nt
Organism: Lactuca virosa
Lineage: Eukaryota; Viridiplantae; Streptophyta; Magnoliopsida; Asterales; Asteraceae
Source: the annotation of a GenBank genome assembly